UUAUCAUCGACGCACAUUUUAUCCGUUUCAAAAACAAUUGUUCAAAAUUUCAUAUUAUCUUCUUUAGGAUAGAAUUGUUUUCAUUGUAUGCUUAUGUAUCGAUUGGAAUUGUUUUAAUACAGUUACGUGUAGAAUUGUUCUAAUCUAUCAUGGAAGUGGAUGAAGACAUUAGUGUAAUAGAAUCGAAUGUAUCAGAAGAUUGCCCUGAGGCAUUUGGAGAUAUAUCAUGUAUCACUACAGAUGGAAAUCAUGUGAUAAAAGAAAUUGGUUCUGAUGUAUCUGACCAGGAAGUCUCAAUAUUAGCAUCAUCUAAAGAUUAUACAUCUUAUAAUACAACUGAUCUUAUGGAAAUAUCUGAUGUACUCGGCCUUGUUGGUAAAAAAUGGUCAAUAUAUCGUGUAUCUCCAUUGUGGAAUUUACAAUUUAAAGCAAAAUAUUUAAAAUCCAUUUCCGAGCAGUUGAAAGAUUAUAUAACCUCAAAUUUAAAAAAACAUAAACAAGUCCACUCAUUUUCAAACAUUUCUGUGGAAAUCGAAGCAAAAGAAGUUCAUGAUGAAUGUAUAGCAUUAAAGAUUCAAGUCAUUUAUCUAGAAUCAAAUAUUCUUCUUUAUACUGGUGUAUUAUUAAAAUCACCAAAUUAUAGUGAAAAAUAUAAUAUGACUAAACUCUCAGAAAUGCCUGUAUUAAUGGUUCAAGGAAAUACUUCAUUUAUAUUAGCUGUACAUGAGUGGUUAGCUGAACAUUUUGAUUGCAUAAUUCGGCCAUAUGAAUUUGCCAAUUAUCAAGUUCUGUGGCUCAUUGCUAUAUCAAUGGCCGAUGCAGGAACCUCAUACAAUAAUACUGUUUCAUACCAUUAUCUCUUUAAAUAUGAACUGUCAAAAGGUAAAAUGGAUGUAAAAUGUUCUGUUGAAUCAGAGUUCCUUCGUUCAACUUUAUCCAAAAUAUCUUUAAUUCAAUCAUUAACUUCGGAAGAAAAUUCGUUCCAUUAUUCACAUUUAAUUAAAAUUCAUGCUGAAAUUGAAGAUCAUUUUAAAAUGACAAGUGGAAUAAAUGUCUCAAAAUUAAAAUUAAUUGCAUUUGAAGCUCCAAAAGUUGUGUCGAUUAAUGUUUCUGGAAAAAUUCGCGCAGAGUCAUCCACUUUAAUGGAUUUGAUAAUGAAUUACAUUAUGGAACUUGUAAACAAAUCUUUGUAACAUCGUUUUUUCUUCUAUAUUUUUUAUGUUGUUAUCAUUUUACUUGGUAAAUAAAUAGAUUUUUUUUUUUUUA
Molecule: messenger RNA, 1266 nt
Organism: Sipha flava (yellow sugarcane aphid)
Lineage: Eukaryota; Metazoa; Arthropoda; Insecta; Hemiptera; Aphididae
Exons: 8
Coding region: 150-1193 (347 amino acids)
Source: RefSeq, a predicted model, not a curated record